AUGGCGGAAGGAGGGAGCGCUCAAGGUUCGACUGUUGCCAAGGAGACAGAGGCGCCGACACUGAGCCGAGUGGACAUCCAGCGCUACUCUCGCCAGCUGGUUUUGCCGGAGCUGCGCAUGCGCGGCCAGCUUCGCCUCUCGGCCUGCUCUGUCCUGGUGGUGGGCUGUGGAGGCCUGGGUUGCCCGCUGGCCCAGUACUUGGCCGCAGCCGGAGUGGGCCGCUUGGGACUGGUGGACCACGACGUGGUGGAGCUGAGCAACCUCCACAGGCAGGUCCUGCACCGGGAGAGCCGCCUGGGCCUCUCCAAAGCCGAGUCUGCGGCCUCCGCCUUGAGGGAGCUGAACUCCUCAGUAGAGUGUGAGGCCUACACUUUGGCCCUCAACCCUUCCAAUGCCACUAGGCUGGUCGAGGCCUACGACAUUGUGGCCGACUGCUCCGACAACGUGGCCACCCGCUACUUAGUCAACGAUGCCUGUGUGAUGGCGGGGAAGCCUUUGGUGUCCGCCAGUGCCUUGAAAAUGGAGGGGCAGUUGGUGGUCUACAACCACCGAGGAGGCCCGUGUUAUCGCUGCCUGUUCCCCAAGCCACCUCCGCCUGAGACGGUCACCAACUGUGCGGAUGGCGGCGUCUUGGGGGUUGUUCCCGGCAUCCUGGGGUCUCUCCAGGCGUUGGAGGUGAUCAAGAUCGCCUCGGGCAUGGGCACCUCCUUUGACCGCUCAAUGCUGCUCUUCGAUGCCCUCGAAGGACGGUUCCGGCACAUUAAAUUAAGACCCAGGAAUCCAGAUUGUGCCGUAUGUGGGGAGCAUCCCUCUGUGAUGGCCCUCCAGGACUACGAAGCCUUCUGCGGGUCUUCAGCGACAGACAAGUGUCGCACAUUGCAUCUCUUAAAUGGUGACGAGCGCAUCUCUGUUGAAGAGUAUAAAGAGAUACUCGACGGCCAAGCUCUUCAUGUGCUGGUUGACGUCCGCCCAUCUGUGGAAGUGGAAAUAUGCCGCCUUUCACACUCCUUCAGUGUACCCUUAAGUAAACUGGAAGGGAAAGACGAAGAAUGCUUGAAGACUCUGUGCCGGACAAUUACUGAGGCCAAGCAGAGGACGAAUGAUGGCUUGUCUUUCCCAGUUUAUGUUGUUUGCAAAUUAGGAAAUGAUUCUCAGAAGGCUGUGAGACUAUUACAAGGGUUGUCUUGUGAUGGACUAGGCACAAUCUCUGUUAAGGAUAUCAAAGGAGGACUCGUGGCUUGGGCUAACAAAAUUGACCCAGAGUUUCCUCAGUAUUAAUGCUCUGUUAAUAGUAAUAAUGUGAUCUUAAUCUGAAGCUAGUUUGAUAAUUAACUUCUUGAGAAAUCAACAUGUAAGAGAUUUGUUUCUAUUGAAAAUGAAACCUCUUUUAUAUAUAAAAAAUCAAAUAUG
Messenger RNA from Anolis carolinensis (green anole), 1410 nucleotides. RefSeq names its product molybdenum cofactor synthesis 3 (gene mocs3). The coding region runs from base 1 to 1278 and encodes 425 amino acids. Gene Ontology annotation, biological process: protein urmylation; tRNA wobble position uridine thiolation. Lineage: Eukaryota; Metazoa; Chordata; Lepidosauria; Squamata; Anolidae. Gene Ontology annotation, molecular function: adenylyltransferase activity; thiosulfate-cyanide sulfurtransferase activity; URM1 activating enzyme activity. The record is from RefSeq and is a predicted model, not a curated record. Gene Ontology annotation, cellular component: cytoplasm; cytosol. The transcript has a single exon.